Molecule: messenger RNA, 1479 nt
Organism: Uloborus diversus
Lineage: Eukaryota; Metazoa; Arthropoda; Arachnida; Araneae; Uloboridae
Product: DENN domain-containing protein 2B-like
Exons: 3
Coding region: 1-1479 (492 amino acids)
Source: RefSeq, a predicted model, not a curated record
AUGUCGCUCGAAGAUGCAGUGAAAUAUGUUACUUUAUCGGGUGAUGAACUAGUUGACGAUGAUGACAGGGACAGCUGCAACUUGAGUGACGGGGAGAUCGACAACGAAGAGACUAAUUUCACCAACCCUGAGCCUGCUCUUGUAGACCUUCAUUGUAUGCUGACUGCAAGCCAAAUGCAGAAAAGAUCCAUGGAAAAGCAGCGAAAACUGCAAGCUCUUGUAGCACUGGGCAAGAGUCACACGGAUAACAAGACGUCCAUGGCUGUAUCCAAAACUCAAAGUACUCUUUUAAGUCAGGAUAAAAAUAAGACCGACGUGAAAGGAAUAUCUGUGGGUCUAGCUUUUGGUUCUGCAAUGGGAGGCGUAGCGGGAGCGGUUAUUGGAUCUAUAGCAGCAGCAACCUCUACCAGUGGCCAACCCUUUCCCACUGCCAGAUCUGGAGAAAUAAGCCCCGCAACAGCAUCUUCCAAACCAGGCGCCAAAGGUUUAGCUGAUGGUUCAGGGGAGAACAAGAGUGAAAAUAAUUCGGAUGAGCAAGAACGUUCAAGUAGUCCUGGUUUCGAUUCAGACGAUGAUGAUAUCGUUCAACCAGACGAAGAAGAUAAACCAAAGCCAACUUCAUCCAAGAAAAGGAAGAGAGGAAAGAUCAAAAAACGUUCUCCGUCAUGUGGUAUUCAAAUUCCUAUACCACGACUUGAGCCUCCUCCCCCUUCCACUCCAAGAGAGAAGCAUUUCAUGCAACUUGUUCUUCCUACCCCAAACUUGAUAGAACCUUCUUCUUCGGUUGCACCUAAAUCUUUCUUCCGUAGUUCUCCCGAAGGAACAUCUGCUACCCAACAGUAUGACGAAACUUCACCUCUGAAAGGACCCAACUCAAAUACUCCAAAAUACGAAAGACCUUCAGCUCUUAAUUUUUCGACCGUUGCCUUCAUUGACCAAGAGACGGCAUCUCCUAUAAAAGAAGAAAGUGUACGAUUAGAAAAUUUGCAUUCUUCUAGAAGUAGAAGCAGCCUAACUCAAAAUAAUGAUGCUCCUACAGAAACAAGCCCAAUUACUGACGUGUCUUCUCAACAAGCUUCAGCUCGUAAUCUCGCAACACAUAAUUUUCAAACUGGACUUAGCCCUACUUUCCCUAAGGAUGUAGUAGUUGAAACUAAAAAUAAUGAAACCUUCACUAGGGUUGCCAAAUCUGGAGAAUUGUUAUCGGUUUCGGAACAGGAUGCUACAAUGAUGUCCAAUGCAUCAGAUUUAAAAGCAGAAGCGUCUAAGAAAAUCGCUGCAGUUCUUAGCAAGAGGAUUAAAGUUCCGGGAAAGAAGAAGCGCAAACGAAGCGAUGGUCGGCGAAAAUCAAAGUCUGAAAAUAGAGCUCGCAAAGCUCUCAGGACCAUUUCUUUUAUCCUAGGUGCAUUUGUAGCAUGUUGGACUCCAUAUCACAUAGUCGCUUUAUCCAAUCAAUCCAUUUUGCUACGCAAUGGCUAA